This is a messenger RNA of Ceraceosorus guamensis, 2985 nucleotides long. RefSeq lists its product as hypothetical. Lineage: Eukaryota; Fungi; Basidiomycota; Exobasidiomycetes; Ceraceosorales; Ceraceosoraceae. The record is from RefSeq and is a predicted model, not a curated record. The transcript is spliced from 8 exons. Gene Ontology annotation, biological process: vesicle-mediated transport. Bases 1 to 2985 code for a protein of 994 amino acids. Gene Ontology annotation, molecular function: ubiquitin binding; guanyl-nucleotide exchange factor activity; small GTPase binding. Gene Ontology annotation, cellular component: cytosol; endocytic vesicle.
AUGGACCAAAGCACCACGGAACACUCUGCCGAGCUGAAUAUCCCGACCGUAUCGGGGGCGGAUGACGUCUCGCGGAGUGAUGCUGCUCAGAUUCCAGAGGAUGCCGCGCAAGUUGAAUCGCAGCAUACAGUCGAGAGUCUUGGGCUCAGCACAGCACGCGAGAGCAGCACGAAGAAACGAGGUGGAGGUGAUGAUGGGGAAGACGUUGCUACUCCUGAGGUGCCAAAGCCAGAAGUUGCGAUCUCGCAAGAGGCGACGCAUCAGCUGGAACAAGCCUCGGAUGCGCCGGACAGUCGAGAAGCCAUUACGCAAUCGAAUCGUUCUGCUGCGACCGGAGCGAGCGCCAACACGCCAGGUCUGUCUGAGACGGGGACCGGCGAGCAAGGAGCACACGAGUCUUCCCAGGAAGCCGCGAAACCUCCCGUUCAUGCUGCCAGCAAAACAAGCCUCGUCGAGGACGUGACAACGGAGACCGCUGGUGUGCAAAGUCAAAAUGCGCCACAGCCACCCAACGCGCUAGGGAAAGAGGCUUCGCAGCCGAGCACGGAGCAUGUCGCUCACGAGAACAAACAAGCACCAGGAUCCGAGAAUGAGACAUCGACAAGACCUACCAUCUCUGUUCCGGAGCCAAACAUCAGCAAUACAAUAGCGGUGCAGGAUCAAAGCGAUGAAGUAGUCGCUUUGCAUGGAAGGUCUCCCGGGUCUCGUGCUGCAGAUGCGGGCACCUCAUCAGAGCCUAGCGGUCCUUCGAUCGGUAAAUCUGCUGCAGUACUUUCCCCGCCCUCAUUGACAGCUCCCGCAACACCUCAAAUGGCUUCGUCCGCUUCAGCGCCCAACACUCCUCGAACGCCUGGCUCGGCGGGUAUCAGGGUGGGCAAAGGACCCCCCCCUACUACCCAAGCUUCGGAGGAAAGACCGUUCGAUUUCAAUAGGUUCCUGGAGCAGAUGAGGACAAAGAGUGCCCAGCCUGUGGGCGAGUAUGUCAAGAGUUUCAUCAAAGGCUUCUCCAAGAAGCCCUAUAGAGUGACGGACCAGCAAAAGCUCAUCUUUGAUUUCCUCGACUUUAUUUCUGGCAUCAUGAAGCAAGUGGCGCCCUUUUCCACGCUGUCGCAGCACGAGUUCGAGAAUGCGAUGGAGGCGAUGGAGAAGCUGAUCAUGAACAGGCUGUACAGUUUCACCUUCAGCCCGGCCAUUGCGAGAGAUGGAAGGUGGAAAGUGCAGACGGACGAUUUGGAGAGGGACAGAGUCUUUAGACAAAGGGUCAGGCUCUUUGAAUGGAUCAGAGAAGAACACCUCGAUGUGCCGCGUGGGGAGCAUAGCCAGAGCUUUGUGGACUUUGCCAAGCAUGAACUCCUCAAGAUCAACCACUACAAAGCACCGAGAGAUAAAUUGAUCUGCGUGCUAAAUAGCUGCAAGGUCAUCUUUGGCCUUAUUCGACACCUAUCCAGCCAAGAGAGCGCCGACACCUUUAUCCCUUGCCUCAUCUUUGUCGUCCUCAAAGCGAAUCCGGAUCAUCUCAUCAGCAAUGUGGAGUAUAUCGGGAGAUUCAGGAAUCCGGACAGAUUAUCCAGCGAAUCAGGAUACUAUCUGUCGAGCUUGAUGGGCGCGAUCGCGUUCAUCGAGACGAUGGACUAUACCUCCUUGUCCAACAUCAGUCAGGAGGAAUUCGAAGCCAAGGUUGAGGCAGCGAUUCAAGAUCUGGCCAAGCUACCUCCGGACACGCCCCCACCGAGGAGCUCCUUCGAAGGGCAACCCGCAGCGCAUGAAAGUGGUGCGAGCGUCACGGACACGAUCAACUUGGGAGGUCCAGUCGGGGCGGCCGAAUCCGAGACGGCCAAAGCACUUCCCGCUCCGCCCCUCGCGCUGUCCUUAGCGGACGAUACCAAAGCCUUCUUCCAGCGAACGGGCGAAGUGGCACGCGCUGGGCUGGGAGCGAGCUUGGGCAGGCCUAUGGGUGCGCUCGGCAGACUGCUCAGCGAUGGAAUCGAUGGAGUCCGAACGCCGCAGAGUGGAGCAGCCAGUGGACCAAACAGCGGCCGAGCAUCCCCCUUUACACAGGCAGGAUCCGAAAGCCCCGGCAAUCUCAGCACUGAGAGAGCGCAGGCAUCUUCGCUUGGUGCGGGCGCAGGACGAAGGUUGUUUGCGGGCCUGUUUGGAGGAGAGACAAAUGACAGGGAAGAAGGCUCAGCGGGCAACGUAACAGCCGGAACUUCGACUAGACCUCUUUCUGGACUCGGAUCUGCCUCCUGGACGCGCGCUUUCAGGGGUCCUGAGGCGGACGAAGAGCCGGGCACGCCCAUUCGAGAAGGCCGAGCUGGUGAGGCUUUCGGAUUUUCGGGCAGAACGUCGAGCGGCACGGCAAGCGGAGGCAACGUGAUUCGAGCUGGAACCGGCGCAGAGGAUCUGACGGACGAGAGUAUUGCGGGACGAACUGGGCGCGCACAUGCACCUGGAGCGCCUACGAGGAGCGGUAUGGUGGACUUGAUUGGGGCUGCCGAGGGGAGAAGACCGCCUAUCCAGAGGCAAGGCAGUGUGGAUCCAUACUCCAUGCCGGAUGAAGAUCUUGGCGACGGCGUUCGUACCCCUACAGACGAUGGAAGUGAGGAUGAGCAGUCAGGCAUACCGGCAAGCGCUGCCACACGGACCACGAGGGGCACAAGAGGAGGAGACUUUAGGCCCAGCUUUUUGAACGAGAGGGAAGUCGUCAACACGCCCACGAGGAGGAACGUGGGCUUGCCGGAUGAGAGGGAAAGAGACGCCGCGGCUUCGCCAUCCGAUGGGAGAGGUCGACCUGUCCACGAGGGACAGGAGGACAUCGAUGUGGCUGCGCAGAGCGCUGAGAUUAGCAGAAUACAUCUGGCUGCUGGCGUCGAGACGCUCAAAAGCAUCUUCCCGAAUGCCGAAACACGCGUUGUGGAGAUGGUCCUCGAAGGCUGCAACGGCGACGUGCAGGCGUCCAUCGAUCGAUUGCUUGAAAUGUCCUGA